This is a messenger RNA of Hippoglossus stenolepis (Pacific halibut), 1455 nucleotides long. Its product is annotated as E3 ubiquitin-protein ligase RNF19B. The transcript has 5 exons. Lineage: Eukaryota; Metazoa; Chordata; Actinopteri; Pleuronectiformes; Pleuronectidae. Bases 242 to 1087 code for a protein of 281 amino acids. The record is from RefSeq and is a predicted model, not a curated record.
UUAAAACAUAAAAGAACCAGUGGUUGGAACAGGAGGUUCAAUGAGGUCAGCUGCUGUUUGUCAGCAUCGAUCCUCUUUAUAUUUAAUCAUCUGAAUAUCAAAAACACAACCACGUAAUAAUAAGGAAGUAGUUGAGGGAGUGUCAAAGUGAGCUGCGUGUGUUGUUACAAACACACACACGCAAACACACACAGAGAGAGAGAGAGAGGAUCGAUGUUGCUGCUGCUCUGAAUGAACGAAGAUGUUUUCCCGUGCAUCAAUAAAUAGGAUUUCUAAGAGAUUUAAGAAGAAGAAGAAAUACAACCCGCUCGACUCCACACUAGAUUUAGUCGGCAGAAGGGACGACUUGGAUCCAUUUUCUUCAGAAGACGGCGACGGUGGUCCCCGAGCAGUGAUGUCCUGUGGACACGCUGUCUCCCCUGAGACUCUGACACAGUGUUGCCGCAGCCAGCUGGAUCAGGGGAAUUAUAAGUUCAGAUGCCCUGCAGUGGGAGAGGGAACCAAACGGUGCAAUAAGCGGUGGUCGUAUAAAGAAGUUCGCCGACUGGCCAUUCUGUCAGUGUCGGAGAUGAGGCACUUUGAAGAGACCAUGGCUCGUCUGGCUGCUGCAGACUUCUGUGACAUUCAGCCUUGCCCACAGUGCAAUACGUGUGUGGAGCGAAAGGAUCUAUCCAACCUGUGUGUCCAGUGCACCAUCUGCACAGCUGAUCAGAGGACGAAAUACCAAUUCUGUUGGCAGUGUCGGAGGAAGUGGAAAGGUUGGUGUCCUCGGUCGGACCGCUGCAACAACGACAGCUGUGCCAACAAGGACCUCCAGCUUCUACAGAUAUGUCGCACCAUCAGUCUGCCUGACGUGGAGGGUGUCACCAGCUGCCCGUCAGUCAGGGCCUGCCCGACAUGUGGCAUGAAGGUGGAGCACAACCAACAACACUGCAAGAACAUUGACUGCCCUCGAUGCCAAGUGCCGUUCUGCUUCCUCUGCCUGAAACUAAAGCGUGAAUGUUGCCAGACCAGUUCACCGUACGAAAUCUGUCUGGGUGGUGUGGCUCCCAGACAGACCUCCAUCCCAGUGUGGCACAGGAGAUAAAAACGAUAUAAAAGGUCUGUCUCUAGUGGCAGUCUCUUAAAAGUUUCACUCAUUAAGAUUUAGGUGACAGGGAUCGGUUAUACGAAAUAAUCAUGAUGUGAUGUGUUUCACCUAAAGUGUGUGAAUUGUGGUUUUCUUUACCCUAGAAUGGGCCUUUAUAUUUAAAUACUUUAUAUAUUUACAUCGGGAGCGGAUAAUGUGAUUAUAUGAUGCAUUUAAACACCAGUUUGUACAAUCAUCUUUAAAACCUUGCAGCCUCUUAUUCCUUUGCUUUGUGAUAUUUUACCACAUCAUAAGAGAUAAUGAGAGAUCUACUACUAUUAAGUGGUAAAAUUAAAAUUUUUAUUCAAAUGAACUGUGUGUGAAUA